AUGCCGGAUGCGCAGAAACCUGUGACACUGAGAAGAUCACCAGGGGAAGUGUGUUUUCCAGGAGGUAAAAGUGAAGCAAUUGAUAAAGAUGAAAUUGAUACUGCUCUCCGAGAAGCUAAAGAAGAAGUGGGACUCCAGCCAGAGAACGUGGAAGUCAUCUGUAGGCUUGUGCCUGGAAUUGAUAAAAUGAAUCACUUGGUAACACCAGUUGUAGGAUUUAUAGAGGAUACAUUCCAGGCCACUCCCAAUCCAGAUGAAGUGAGCACUGUUUUUGUUGUGCCAUUGGAGUACUUUGUCAAGCCGUUAAAUUACAAGACCUUGCCUUAUAAAACCUCAUCUGGUUACUCAGGUUGGAUGCACUGCUUUACAUAUGAUGACCAUCAACAUAAAAUGUCAUUCAAGAUAUGGGGACUUACUGCACACUUUGCUGUAUUUCUUGCUCUUGUAAUUUUUGGAAAGAAACCUACCUUUGAUGUUGAUUAUGAUCUUGACAACUUAAUUUUGUCCUCUGAGAAUAACUUCAUGAAUUUAUAUACGUCCUUAUAUGAAAGAAAGAAGAGUAAUCUAUGACAAACU
Cariama cristata (Red-legged seriema) is the source of this 576-nucleotide messenger RNA. RefSeq names its product nudix (nucleoside diphosphate linked moiety X)-type motif 7 (gene NUDT7). The record is from RefSeq and is a predicted model, not a curated record. The transcript has 3 exons. Gene Ontology annotation, molecular function: coenzyme A diphosphatase activity; acetyl-CoA hydrolase activity. Bases 1 to 570 code for a protein of 189 amino acids. Gene Ontology annotation, biological process: coenzyme A catabolic process. Lineage: Eukaryota; Metazoa; Chordata; Aves; Cariamiformes; Cariamidae.